This is a messenger RNA of Liolophura sinensis, 6525 nucleotides long. RefSeq names its product transmembrane 9 superfamily member 1-like. The transcript has 15 exons. Gene Ontology annotation, biological process: protein localization to membrane. The record is from RefSeq and is a predicted model, not a curated record. Gene Ontology annotation, cellular component: membrane. NCBI's taxonomy places the organism in Eukaryota, Metazoa, Mollusca, Polyplacophora, Chitonida, Chitonidae. Bases 1 to 1767 code for a protein of 588 amino acids.
AUGGCGGCGUCGGUGGCGGUCGCUGUCGUGUUGGCAGUUGUCUUGUCAAAAACAAAUGUAGCCUCCAUGAAGUACAAAGACAACGCCCAGGUAAUCCUCUAUGUGAAUAAGGUUGGGCCGUAUUUCAAUCCACAUGAGACGUAUCACUACUACCAGCUGCCAGUUUGCAGGCCCAAGCAGGUUAACCAUAAAAGCCUUACCCUGGGAGAAGUUUUGGAUGGAGAUCGUAUGGCCGAGUCUAUGUAUGAGAUAAAUUUUAAAAAAAGUUUUUCCAAGAAAACGCUGUGCGCAGUCAAGUUUACAGAGAAUGACCUUCAACUGCUUCGUGACGCCAUAGAGGACUUGUAUUACUUUGAGUUUGUCAUUGAUGACAUACCUGUGAGAGGGUUUAUUGGUCACCUGGAAGAGAGCGGUUUUCUUCCUCACACCCACAAAGUAUACCUGUGGGCGCAUCACCACUUCAACAUAGAGUAUAAUGGUGAUCAGAUCAUUUACGCUAAUGUCUCUACCAAAGAGCAGUCACCUGUAAGUCUGGAUGAAGUCAGUUCUCCUUUUGAAGUCGUCUUUACGUACAGUGUCCAGUGGCAUGAGACUAAAAUGUCAUACAAUGAAAAAAUCAAACGACUACAUGACAACAGUUUCUUUCCCAAGACCCUGGAGAUCCACUGGCUGUCCAUCAUUAACUCCAUGGUGCUGGUUUUCCUGUUGAUCGGGUUUGUAGUUAUCAUACUGACACGUGUUUUGAAAAGCGACUUUGCCAGGUACAACACCGACGAAGAAGAAAGUGAAGAGCUGGACUCUGACGACAAUGGUUGGAAGAUCAUCCAUACAGAUGUGUUCAGGUUUCCUGAGUGUAAAAGCUUGUUCUGCGCUAUUCUAGGUGUUGGAAGUCAGUUCCUGGCACUGGCUACAGGCAUUCUCCUCAUGGCUCUGACAGGAAUGUUCAAUGUGCACCGUCACGGCUCCAUCAACGCUGCCUCCAUCAUUCUCUACGCCUUCACCUCGUGUAUAUCAGGUUAUGUGGCCGUCAACAUGUAUCGUAAGAUGGGCGGAGACAACUGGGUGUGGAACAUCAACUUGACAUCAUCCCUCUUUGCUUUGCCAUUCUUUGUGGUGUGGUCAGUGGUGAACUCUGUGGCUUGGGCAUAUGGCACCACCCAGGCACUACCCUGGACUACCGUCAUCCUCCUUAUGGGGCUCUGGAUAUUUGUGGGAUUCCCCUUGACUGUGAUUGGGGGUAUCUUCGGUAAGAACUGGGCUAACGGUUUCGACGCUCCGUGUCGGACAAAGAAUAUAGCGCGGGAAAUUCCCAGUGUACCAUGGUACAGAUCAGCAUUUGCUCAUUGCAUUGUCGGGGGCUUUCUGCCCUUCAGUGCCAUCUCCGUGGAGCUGUAUUACAUCUUCGCGACCCUGUGGGGACGGGAGCAGUACACGCUGUACGGGAUACUCUUCAUUGUCUACGGGAUCUUGCUGAGUGUCACUGCCUGUAUCUCCGUUGCCUUGACCUACUUUCAGCUGUCGGCUGAAGAUUACAGAUGGUGGUGGAGGUCAAUAUUCAGCGCUGGAUCUACCGGAAUCUUUGUCUUUCUGUACGCACUUUUCUAUUACUUCAAGCGCUCAAACAUGUCGGGACUACUUCAGACUGUGGAGUUUUUCGGCUACACGAUGCUGAGCUGUUUCGUCUUUUUCCUCAUGCUCGGAACAGUCUCAUUUUUUGCCUCGUUGAAGUUCAUCAGAUAUAUCUACAUUAACAUUAAGAUGGACUGACGACAAGGGUCAGCAGGGAGAGCCCAGUAACUCAGUGUAUGCUACAAAAAACUCUUUUUGAGAGAAAAUGGAAAAUGGGACGCAACUUGACUGCAGACUUCUGUAUUGUGUAUUGAGUGUGGACUUGCAAACCUAUCUGAAUUUAUUGGAAUAUCCCAAUGUCCUUUGACCUGGUGUGUGAACAUGGUUAGGGCUGGAUUGGACCAUUUCUACUUUUGGCACAAUGCCAAGUGAAGAUCAGAUGUUUGGGUGUGUCUCUCUGGAAGGUGACAAUGGAGGUGUUUUUCUUUUUUUCUUUAUUUUUUUAUGUCUCUGUGAAGUGGAAAAUUUGACUGGAUCAUUAAAGAGGGAUAACUGCAGUUGGAAAGAAAGGUAACUCUUCAGUGUAAUUGUAAGCUGUGCAGCUUAAUGAAAUGCUAGGUGAUACUGACAUAUAUAUAAUAUACAUCUAUUGGUGCAGAAAUUUUUAAAGGGGUGUUAGGUUUACAGUGCCAUUGAAAGAUUGGGUCAAACACGGUAUGAGUUAAUUAUGCAUAUAAUUACAAGUAUGUGAGAUUUGUUCACUGGAUCAGAGCCAGUUUUACUUGUAGCUUUUACAUGUAAAAUGAAUUUACAUUUAGUAAUAUGUAACUUAUUAUUUUUUUUUCCUGAUCAAAUUUGGCAUUGUUUUACAGAAGUAGAUGAAAUUGGAUCUCCUAAUAAUGGGAAAUGCUGUGGAAACAACUUUUUCUUUUGUUUGCCGUAAUAUUGUGGUAAUAUUAUGUAUGCAAGUACAAAAGUACCUAAGGUACAAUGGCCGCAUUAUCUUGUAGAGAGGGAGAAUUACUUUUUCCAUAUAUUCAGUUUCUGGUACUGUAUCAAGGGGCACCAGAAUUACAUUUCUGAAUUUAAAACUAUUGUUAUUUUAACCAAUCAGUCACUAGUGUGAUGCACCAUUAUCAUACAUAUAACAGGACGAUUUAUUUAUGCCACUGAAUAAAAACACUUUUCACAGACCUACUUCUGACUUGUAUUGAAGAGUUACCUCCCCUAAAUUUGUACUCGCAACAGUUUUGACAAUGUGCAGUUCGGGGAAUUUCAGGGAGUUCACCUGCGAUAUAAACACUGUCUUUUCUUUCUCAGGUGUAGUGGUCGUUAGCAGGUACAUCAAUUAACAAGCGUUCACUAGCUGGGUGUGUCACUUAGCCUCAGUCCACAAUAGACUAGUGGUAUUUAUUUACAUGUGUGUUCUUGAUAAAUGCAUAUUCAUGGAGGCUAAUGAAGGACUGACCUUUUACUGGACAUUUCAUCGAUGCCAAAUAUCUCUUGUGACUAUUGACGAGAAUGGAAGAGACUUUUCUGUUGUAUGCCAGAGAGUUAGUCUUAGAUCAGUGUAUAUAUGUAGUAACAAGGCCUGCCGUAAAAAAAAAUGUUUGUUGAGUAAAAGCAUAUCAAGUUAAUAAAGUCAGCAGUAGGAAAUGUUUUUGUUCUGGCUAAUGAUAGGGAUUUUGUGGAAAUUAACAUGUAGAGAAAAAUGAAUUGAAAAUUCUUUUUAUCAAAAUCCAAAUUAAGACUUAGGGUCUUAAAAAAUGUAUUUUUAAUGAUGACCAAACUACAAAGCAUGAUUUCAUGCAAGGCGUGGCUGGUAUGUGUCAAAAAAAAGACAUUUUGUAAGGAAUGGACCAUUGGAAGAACCGACAAGCAGUACUUAAGCAGAGAUUGGAAAAUAUCAAUUCCCUUCAGAUCUUUGAUCAUGUACAUGGUUUAAAUUUACUGUAAAAUAUGAGGUAGCAGUAUGGUGUAAAUGGUUGUAAAAGCUCUCUGAAGAAUGGACCAAUGAAUUUAAAGCUCCACGUGUCAUUUGUGUACAUGUACACGUAGGUCUGUAAGGUUUUUGUUCCUUCAAGCCCAUAAACCUGGCCUCCAUCACAUAAAUGAAAAACUCUUGAGUAAACCAUUAUUUUAACCAAUCUGCCUUUUGUAAAUAGCUUCAUCUGGCUCAUUGGUUGCACACGUUUUAAAGAGACAUACUGCUUUAUUACAAUUUAUGCUGAGACCGGUGAAAGUUACACUGCGAGGAGGACAGCUAAUCAAAUAGCAACGGCCAUUAUUAAGUGAACAAGUUGUUCAUUGCUCACAACUAGCAGGGUUCACCGUUUCUAUUUCUAUGUUCCUGUAUUAUGAGGAUAUGAGUGUUAGUUUGUGACUUCCCCUUCUGUAGUGCCUCUUGGUUAGUGGCGCUAUCUAGCGACAAGAGAUGGUAGCUUAAGUUUGAAACUAGUUUUACAAUGUAUUGUGAGUGUCAAGAAAAAAAAAAGCAGGGAACAUUUAUGACUUAAUGUGUUUUGAUUAUUUAUAUACACACUACCAACAAAGUCAGACUAAACAAUUUUCUUAUAAAAUUUCUUAGUUUACCAAGAUAUAAUUAAAAAAGUAACUUCAUUACAAAAUCACGUGACUGGCCUCCUCUCCAUUCAUGCAUGGGAAGGUCUACCAGAGAGCAGACGAUGGUUGUGAGGUCCCUCUCUCGCCAUAAUGCCGACUGACAGUGUAUAUGUCAAAUAUUCUUCAAUGCUGCGUAAAAAAACAAUCAAAUAAAUACAAAAUCAUGUGAUGUUUGUAGAAUGGAGUACUGGUUGAAUCAGGCAGAGUAGUUGGUACCGUACAUGUUCUAAAGUCCUUCUCCAUCACUGAUCAUUGUCUGAUUUCUCCAGCUAAUAGUGCGUAAACAUGAACAUGGCUACAACAUGCUUGUCACACAUGGCUAGUUGCCUGUAUUGACUUGUACAUUAGCUUAUACAUGUAGUCAGAUGCUUUGUUUUGCCAUUUGUCAGAAAAAUUGACUUACAUGAGCGGGGCUUAAUUUGUGUUCACACAGCUGCAGAGGAAUAUAAUUCGUGGGGAAAAAAGUCAAGAGGGACGGUCUUCAUAGUAUUUAGUUAUUUAAGCUUCUGUUCUCUGUAAAUUUGUAUGUAGCUAUUUGUCAGGCUUUACUAGCAAAUUUUUGUCAGAGCUAGUUUACCAUUUGUCAGUCUUCGCUAGCUAUUGGUCAGGCUUUGUUAACUAUUUGUCAGGGUUUGUUAGCCAUUUGUCUCAUUUCACAAAAGUCAAAGAAGACUGACAUGCUUGUGCAUGAUUUAUGUGAUAAGCUCUACUUCAUUUUUAAAAUUUAUUCAUUUAUUUAAAUGAAUUUUCUGCAAAGGGAUUUGUAUGAAUUUGAUCACAGGCAAAUGUACCCUGCUGUAUCACGUACAGUGUUUUGAAAAUGUACAUAUGUGAUAAUAAACAUAAUUACAGGGUUGAAAAAAGUGAUUUUGUAGAACAGAUGUCUUGACAGGAUACUGUAAUUUGACACUGAACUGUUCUCAUGAGACAUAGACCUGUUCUAAUAGAACACAGAACUGUAAUCUGACAUGGAGGUCUUCUAAUAUGACACAGAUAUGUUCAAAUAUUAUUUAGAACUGUAAUUUGACACUGAACUGUUCUCAUGAGACAUAGACCUGUUCUAAUAGAACACAGAACUGUAAUCUGACAUGGAGGUGUUCUAAUAUGACACAGAUCUGUUCGAAUAUUAUUCAGAACUGUAAUUUGACACUGAGCUGUUCUCAUGAGACACAGACCUGUUCUAAUAUAACACAGAACUGUAAUCUGACAUGGAGGUGUUCUAAUAUGACACAGAUCUGUUCGAAUAUUAUUUAGAACUGUAAUUUGACACUGAGCUGUUCUCAUGAGACACAGACCUGUUCUAAUAGAACACAGAACUGUAAUCUGACAUGGAGGUGUUCUAAUAUGAUACAGAUCUGUUCGAAUAUUAUUUAGAACUGUAAUUUGACAUUGAGCUGUUCUCAUGAGACACAGACCUGUUCUAAUAUAACACAGAACUGUAAUCUGAAGCCGAGGUGUUUUAAUAUGACAGAGAUCUGUUUGAAUAUCAUUCAGAACUGUAAUUUGACACUGGACUGUUCCAAUAUGACACAGAACUAAUUUGAUGUGACAAUGAACUGUUAUAAUUUCACACUAAACUGUAAUCCCAACCAUAUCAGCUAGAGCAGCACUAAAAUUAAAUCAUGUGACAAAUUCGUAAAUAUAGAAACUAUAGUUUAUAACCAUAGUUUUACUAGAUUACAAAAGUUGUCAAAAAACUUCUGCGGUCUGCUGUACAUUUCAUAUGUGGAAUAAUUUUUCCAGCAUAUAGUACUAAAGUGUUUACAAGUUUGAAAGUAAAACGAUUUGGUACCUUUAGCCUGGUGGUUAGCCUGCCAGUCAUGACAAUGACCCAGGAACCUCUCACCAAUACAACGAGUUCAAGUCCAGCUCAUGCUGGCUGCUUUUUUUUUUGUCGUAUAUGAGAAGGUACACAAGGCAGAGGUCUAUGUAUGAGUGAAUAAAAGUGGCAUGAGAAAAAACUUUUUUUUUUACAUUUGUUUUUUCUGCCUUCAGAGUACCUGCUAAAAUAGUAGUCCUCUGUUUGUGCCAUUGUAUUGUACCUUCUUUUCUGAAUUUUCAUGUCGGGUUUAGUUUGCAUUUUUUUUCCUUUUCUUAAAUCAUUUUAGAUGGGUUCAGAUAAGUUCAACAAUUAGUCAGAUAUGAAAAUAUAUUGCAUAUAAAUACCUUAUAAUAUUUAAUAUUUGGCUAACAAUUUAAUCAUUGUACCAUUAGGUACAAAGUACUUUAUUAUGAUAUACAAAUGGGAAUAGUCUGAACUUUGUACAUUUUGUUUUUCCAGAGGGAUAAUUUGUGUGUGAAGAGCUCUUAGAAUACACAUGUACUAGUGAAUCU